This is a messenger RNA of Cadophora gregata, 1532 nucleotides long. RefSeq lists its product as uncharacterized. The record is from RefSeq and is a predicted model, not a curated record. Bases 729 to 1532 code for a protein of 267 amino acids. NCBI's taxonomy places the organism in Eukaryota, Fungi, Ascomycota, Leotiomycetes, Helotiales, Ploettnerulaceae. Gene Ontology annotation, molecular function: protein binding. The transcript is spliced from 4 exons.
ACCAAAUCUCACAGUUCGCUAUGGAGCCAUCUUUAUAAUCGAAGCAUGUGCCAUACCAAUGUGAAUAAUUGGAGCAAAAUUAUCAGUCACGAAAGACCGGGAACGAACGAAACGGCUCCAUCUCAACCAAGACACAUGGCUCGCCACUUGUCCCCGGCUUCAGAAAUUCCUCAAAAUUUAGUUCCUACUUUGGAAAGGAUCAAAAAUGACCGUCGAACCAUACCGAAUGAUGUGUCGUCAAAGAAGUAGCCUUGUCCUUGGUGAGUGGUAUAUUAUUGAAGCAGAGAUUAUUCAAGCCAUGGCUAUCUGAAGAACAUUCGGGACCGGUGUUGAGAUAUCUGUUUGGUACAUUUGCACAGUCGAGUGCUCCACCAAGCGAUUCGCUCUUUCCUGCAGCUGUGGACGUCCUCGUGGAAAGAUGGUAACGGGAAUUGGGUUGAGAUGGGAUCUGAGCUUCAUCUCUCCCGAGGCCGACUCGUUCGUACCUUCCUCUGUAUGUCUAGGGAAAAAUUGUGAUCAGAUAAGUGCCACAUUGAUAUCAACCCUCCAAGGAUAGUUGAAGACUCCUCAGCACUCAGUAUUUAUCAACAUCCCAUUAGGCGUAGGCAAACAUCAUUCUUAUACCUUAUACGCGGUUUCACUUCCAGUGAAACAUCAGUUAUCAAAGGCUGUCGCAAUCGAAUAUAUCCAGAAAGCCAUCAAUCACUCGUUUAAGAUUAUCUCUCAACAUGGCCAAUCCUCCAUUCUCGACAUACUACUCAGCAAAGGACAUUCCAGAUAAAGGUAGAGGGCUGUUUGCGAAGCAAGAUCUUCCCGUUGGGUUUCUACUAUUCGAAGAUGAGCCACUCUUCACGCCAAGCACUCUGUUGAAAGACAUAGGAAACAAUUUGGGCUUCUGUUGCUGCUCAAACUUACAGAUAAGAGCAAUCCCUGAUGUAAACUGGCGAUUGGCCUUUCGGGGCCUCCAAAAUGCGUUUGCGGACUUCCCCAAUGCCAAGUGCCACGAAUUAGGAAUCUACAAGACCAACUGUGUACGAACAGAAGAUGACAAGGAGACUGUGUUCCGGAUAUUGAGCCUCAUGAACCACAGCUGUACACCCAACGCUUUCUAUUCCUUCCACAAAGGCUCCCAAAAAGCUCGUGUGCACAUCAUCCGGACCAUACUUGCAGGCGAAGAAAUAACCCGUGACUACGGCACACUUUCAGAGCUUAAUCGUCGUCUAUCGUUGAGAGAAAUGUACAACAUCCACUGCGAUUGUCCCACCUGCAUGCACGGAUUCAGGGUCUCCCCGCACAGCUUGCAUUUCGAUUUCUACAAACUAUUGACAGGAUUCAAGUCUAGUCGAAUUCUGCCGGAUCAGCCACGCCGAAGAUACGGUCUAUUAGGUCUUAAGACCAUGAUGCUACUGAGAGACGGCAUCUGCGAUGGCAGGUUGAGCAAGGUAAUCGAAGAGGCAUUUCAGAUCGCCGCUGGGCAAGAUGAUUUGCGGAGAGCUCGGGUUUGGCAAAAUGGCUUCUACACCGACAGAUGA